AUGCAGGUGUCAUCACUGUGCGUAGCAAAGUUCCCAUUCAGCGUGAAAUCGCAACUCCCCACCGUGAAGACAAAGGAAUCCAUGGCAGAAGCCACCGCACCCAAGUGGGCCCAAAAAACCAUCGCUCUUCCUCCUUACAAACGCGGCUGUCAUCUCGUCACUCCAAAGAUUGCGAAAGAAAUUGAGCAUGACCUUUCGGGAUUCAAGUGCGGUCUCGCUCAUCUCUUCCUGCAGCACACGAGUGCUUCACUUACAAUCAAUGAGAAUUACGAUACUGAUGUUCGCGAUGAUACUGAGACGUUCCUCAAUCGAAUUGUUCCCGAGGGUUCAUCUGCACCUUGGAAGCACACUCUAGAGGGCCAUGAUGACAUGCCGGCUCAUAUUAAAUCAUCAAUGUUUGGUUGUGCACUCACGAUACCGAUUACAAAUGGAAAACUUAACAUGGGAACUUGGCAGGGUAUAUGGCUGUGUGAGCACCGGGAUCAUCCUACCUCACGAAGAGUUGUUGUCACUCUUAAUGGAAUAUAA
Vicia faba (fava bean) is the source of this 528-nucleotide messenger RNA. Lineage: Eukaryota; Viridiplantae; Streptophyta; Magnoliopsida; Fabales; Fabaceae. The record is from the annotation of a GenBank genome assembly.